Messenger RNA from Plasmodium coatneyi, 894 nucleotides. RefSeq lists its product as uncharacterized. NCBI's taxonomy places the organism in Eukaryota, Apicomplexa, Aconoidasida, Haemosporida, Plasmodiidae. Gene Ontology annotation, cellular component: nucleus. Gene Ontology annotation, biological process: maturation of SSU-rRNA from tricistronic rRNA transcript (SSU-rRNA, 5.8S rRNA, LSU-rRNA). The record is from RefSeq and is a predicted model, not a curated record. Bases 403 to 894 code for a protein of 163 amino acids. The transcript is spliced from 4 exons.
AUGCCAUGCAGAAACAAAAAUGUUCUACUUCUUCCACUUGGAUGAUAAGGAGCGUUUUAAUUUGCGAAGGAACCCCCUACGUUGUGCCGACUUUACGCAUAUUUCCACUGUGCUGCAAAGUACAUCAGUUUGCCGCUCCUUUAUUCAACAUUUUACCUGACCCUGCAAGGUGAAAUGUGAAGAGAAAUAACGUUUCCCCGCGUUGCGGUUGAAAAGAGGAUAAGUUUUCCCUUUUUUUGAAAAGGCUAAGAGUAGAUUUGCUGGCUUGCAACAGGCCAAUUUUGUUAACUGGCAGACCGUUUGUAUAAUUCGCAGAAGGAGAGUACUCCAGGGAGACAACUAAGACGAGUGGAUCGAUCCAGCUGGUACGUGGAAACCUCGGAACGAAUUUUUCAGAUCAAAAUGAACGAUGACGUGUCGAAUUUGCUCUACGAAGGGAUUAACCUGAUUUUUGAGAAGUGGACUGUUCUCCGUUUGGCCGUGACGAACAACUGGGGAGGGCCAAGUUCGGAAGAGAAAAAAAAGAAACUAAUCGAAUAUGUUCACAGCUACGUGUUGUCGGCUAGCAGCCCAAAGCACAAGCUGUGCGACUACUUGAGGGACGAAAUGAACACCCUGUUCAACGUAGACAUUGAGGAUGACAGUGAUAUCGAAGUCUCCGAUUUGAUAUUGGACCUGUACAGCAGUCUGAAAAAUAACAACCCAGACAUUAUAGAAAAAAUAAAACAGAUAAAGGAGUCGGACUUGACGCACUGCAAGGAAAACAACUUAGUAGAGGAAGCCUACGAUUCCGAGGAGGGCGAAUCGGGAAGCGAUUUUUCGGAGGAAGAGCAGUCAGGAAGUGACUACUCGGCUGAGGACCAUUCUGAUGGAGAAAUACCAAACGGUGAAUAA